Penicillium verhagenii is the source of this 1233-nucleotide messenger RNA. Its product is annotated as Zn(II)2Cys6 transcription factor domain-containing protein. Gene Ontology annotation, biological process: regulation of DNA-templated transcription. Bases 1 to 1233 code for a protein of 410 amino acids. The transcript is spliced from 2 exons. Gene Ontology annotation, molecular function: DNA-binding transcription factor activity, RNA polymerase II-specific; zinc ion binding. NCBI's taxonomy places the organism in Eukaryota, Fungi, Ascomycota, Eurotiomycetes, Eurotiales, Aspergillaceae. The record is from RefSeq and is a predicted model, not a curated record.
AUGGCCCACGAGUCGAUCCCACUUCCGCGGCGAAAAUCUUGUGAGGCUUGCAAGACCGCAAAGCGACGCUGUGAUCUCGCUCUCCCAGCCUGCUCUCGAUGCACCCGCCGGGAUGUCACUUGCGUCUACCCGUGGCAACAGGCCUAUGAGACCGAGAAUUUGGGUAAGGCCUCUCACCUAAUUGAUUCCCUCGGCGAUCUGGACAUAAAUUCCAACACCAACUGCCAAAUUCAGCCAGGCUUCGAUUUUUGUCCCCAAUCUGCCUCCUUACCCGUCAUGACGGGCCUGGUGGAUUCACACCCAAGUUACCACACUGCAUGCUCUGGAGUUCAAGCCAUGCUCCCUGGACAAGGUUUUGAUAUCGACCCUAAUUCUGAGCUUAUAUUACCACGAGCAAGACCGCCGAGGCCGUUGCCGGAGAUAAUUGCUUCCCAGCUUCAAUUUGCGAUCGACAUUUUGGAAAUGUCGCCUAGAAUGAUGGUUCUCGAAAACCAAACACCAUGGUGUCAUCCAAAACUUUAUCAAAACUAUAUGCCGAGGGCCAUGCAGGACGCAUUUGCCUGCUGCUCUCUAUACAUGUCCAAAAACGAAGCCAACGCAACAGUUAUAAUGGCUCUUUUUGAGGCAAGAAUAAUGGAACUUAUGUCAACUCCUGAGCCGAAUACCACAUUUGAACUUCUGGCACGAGUCCAUGCCUUAAUUUUAUAUCAAGUCAUGCGUUUAUUCGAUGGUGACAUCCGCUCUCGCGCGACAGCAGAUGCCCUUUUCACGUCACUCGAGUCUUCUGUCAUGACUCUCCUAAGUCACCUAAACAUCCCACUCCCAUCGGACUCCAUAGAGCCUAUGCCACUGUCCAUCGAUGCAGUCACAAACUUUUGGUAUUCCUGGAUCAUUCAAGAAUCCGCUCGGAGAACCGUCCUUCUUGCGUUCUAUUUCAUGCAAAUAUACAAAGUGCUUCAGGGGACUCCUAACCUGCAAUGUGAUGGGAAACUGGGUCUUCACCAUUCCUGGUACUUAUCGGCUCACCUUUGGAAUGCUCAGAGCGCCUUUGAUUUUGCGGUCGCGUGGGCUGAGAAACCGCAUUUUGUCGUGGGUAAUCUGGACUUUACCUGGGUUCUGGCUACUGCACAGCCAGAGGAUUUGGACACAUUCGGCAAGAUGUUUCUGGUUACUUUGCUAGGCAUUGAUAAGACCAGAACAUGGUUUCAUGGAAGAGGGGCCAUAUUAUCAUAA